UCAUUUCUGCCUUACACCCUUACCUUUCCCUCUCAUCUCUAAACACAACAUUUCCAGGCAUCACAAAAAUUAAGCUUGCCUCUCGUCCUAGAAAUGCAAUGGUGAAGAGAUCAGUUUUAAUGCAAAUAUCGUAAAACACCAUUAUCAAUUAAACAGCAAUGGCAUCUCUAUCUUCCCAACCAUCUAAGAAGGGAAUGCGUAGCCCUGGUGGUUCUAGCAACUCUCAGGGUGGCUCACGUAAUUCCAAUGGACAGACUGUAAAAUUUGCUAGACGAACUUCAAGUGGCCGGUAUGUUAGUCUAUCAAGAGAAGACAUUGACAUGUCAGGAGAGCUAUCAGGAGAUUUCAUGAACUACACUGUGCACAUUCCUCCCACUCCAGACAAUCAGCUGAUGGAUAAUUCUAUAGCUGCAAAGGCUGAGGAGCAAUACGUUUCAAAUUCUCUGUUCACUGGGGGUUUCAAUAGCGUGACGCGAGCCCAUCUGAUGGACAUUGAUUUAAAGGUUAGUCAUCCUCAGAUGGCUGGAGCUAAGGGGGCCUCAUGUUCAAUGCAUGCUUAUGAUGGCAAGGUCAUGAAGGAUGAGAGAGGAAAUGAUGUAACGCCUUGCGAAUACAGGUUCAAAAUCUGCAGAGAUUGCUACAAGGAUGCUCAAAAGGUCACAGGACUAUGUCCUGGUUGCAAGGAACCAUACAGAGUCGGAGACUAUGACGAUGAUGGGCCAGAAUAUUCCAAUGGAACAUUAAAAUACUUUGCUCCAAAUGGUAAAAGAGAUCCUAAUAAUAUGUCUAUGAUGAAAAGGAAUCAAGGAGGAGACUUUGAUCACAAUAGGUGGUUGUUCGAGACAAGUGGUACUUAUGGCUAUGGAAAUGCUUAUCGGCCUCAAGAUGAUAUGUAUGGUGAUGAUGAGGAUGAUAGGCUCCAUGGGGACUUGGAGAACAAUGAUAAGACUUGGAAGCCCUUUCGGAAGAUUCCCAUCCCUGCAGCCAUCCUCAGCCCUUACAGGUUAUUGAUUGUAAUUCGAUUGGUGGUGCUGUGCUUCUUACACUGGAGACUAAUGCAUCCAAAUGAUGAUGCAGUAUGGUUGUGGCUAAUGUCAAUUGUAUGUGAACUAUGGUUUGCCUUCUCCUGGAUCCUUGAUCAGAUUCCUAAACUCUGUCCAAUCAAUCGUUCCACUGAUCUUGAGAUCCUCCGUGAAAAGUUUGACUUACCUUCACCAUCUAAUCCAACAGGCCGCUCUGACCUCCCUGGAGUUCACUUAUUUGUGUCCACUGCUGAUCCGGAGAAGAAGCCACCCCUCGUCACUGCAAAUACAAUCCUUUCUAUUUUAUCAGUUGAUUAUCCUGUGGAAAAGGUAUCAUGUUACAUCUCUGAUGAUGGAGACGCCUUCCUCACCUUUGAGGCAAUGGCAGAGGCUGCAAGUUUUGCUGAUUUACGGGUUCCAUUUUGUCGAAAACAUGAUAUCCAGCCUAGGAAUCCUGAUGCAUACUUCAACUUAAAAGUUGACCCAACUAUGAACAAGAGCAAGCCCGACUUUGUGAAGUAUAGGAGAAGGGUGUUGAGGCAAUAUGAUGAGUUCAAGGUGAGAAUCAAUGGGCUUCCUGACUCAAUCAGAAGGAGAUCGGAGGCAUUCAAUGCAAGGGAGGAAACGAAGAAGAUGAAACACCUUAGGGAGACCAGGGCUGAUCCUUUGGAGAAACCAAAGGUCCUAAAGGGCACAUGGAUGGCUGAUGGCACCCACUGGCCUGGAACUUGGGCUGUCCCUUCGAGAGAACAUUCCAAGGGGGACCAUGCUGUAAUUCUGCAGGUGAUGUUGAAGCCACCUAAUCAUAAUCCACUUAUGGGAAAUGGGGAAGAUAAGCUCUUGGAUUUCACUGAUGUCGACAUACGGCUCCCCAUGUUUGUUUAUGUAUGGCGGAAGAAGCGUCCAGGCUAUGAUCAUAACAAGAAAGCCGGUGCGAUGAACGCUUUGGUGCGAGCAUCAGCUAUUUUGUCCAACGGUCCGUUCAUUCUUAACCUUGAUUGCGAUCACCAUAUAAACAAUUGCGAAGCUAUUCGCAAAGGAAUGUGCUUUAUGAUGGAUCGAGGUGGCAAAGAUAUCUGCUACGUUCAGUUCCCUCAGAGAUUCGAAGGCAUUGAUCCCUCUGAUCGUUAUGCUAAUCACAACACCGUGUUUUUUGAUGGUAACAUGAGUGCCCUUGAUGGUGUGCAGGGCCCUGUUUAUGUGGGAACUGGCUGCAUGUUCAGGCGGUUUGCAUUAUAUGGGUUCGAUCCUCCAAAUCCUGAUAGAAUGACUCAGGCGAAAGAGAGUGAAACUCAACCAUUAACGACCAGUGACUUUGAUCCUGAUCUUGAUGUAAAUCUAUUGCCAAAACGCUUUGGAAAUUCUACGUUGGUGGCAGAGUCUAUACCAGUCUGUGAGUUUCAGGGCCGUCCCAUUGCAGAUCAUCCUGCCAUCAAGUUUGGAAGGCCUCUCGGUGCUCUCAGGAUCCCACGUGAACCACUUGAUGCGGCUACUGUUGCUGAAGCUGUCUCCGUUAUUUCUUGCUGGUAUGAGGACAAGACUGAAUGGGGUGACCGCGUAUGUUGGAUUUAUGGUUCAGUCAGAGAAGAUGUCGUGACAGGCUACCGCAUGCACAAUCGCGGUUGGCGCUCUAUCUACUGCAUCACCAAGCGCGACGCAUUUCAUGGGUCAGCUCCUAUUAACCUCACUGAUAGACUUCACCAGGUGCUGCUGUCGGCGGCGGGAUCAGUCGAAAUUUUCUUCUCGAGAAACAAUGCCUUUCUUGCUUCUAGGCGUCUCAAGCUACUUCAGCACCUGGCUUAUCUUAAUGUCGGCAUCUAUCCCUUUACGUCCGUUUUCCUAAUUGUAUAUAGCUUCCUCCCUGCACUUUCACUUAUCUCGGGUGAAAAUCUAAACAUUACGUUUUUGUUCUACCUAUUAAUUAUAACCAUUUGCCUCAUCAUGCUCGCAAUCCUAGAGGUGAAAUGGUCCGGUAUUGGAUUGGAAGAGUGGUGGCGGAAUGAACAGUUUUGGCUCAUCUCUGGAACCAGUUCUCAUUUAGCUGCAUGCAUACAAGGUCUUCUUAAAGUAGGCAUUGAAAUCUCUUUUACAUUGACUUCAAAGUCAGCAGGAGAAAACGAAGACGACAUCUAUGCCUACUUGUACCUCGUGAAGUGGACUUCAUUGAUGAUCCCACCAAUUGUAAUCGCUAUGAUAAACUUAAUCGCCCUCGCGAUUGCAUUUUCAAGGAUGGUUUACAGUUCAGUACCGCAAUGGAGUAAGUUCAUGGGAGGAGCGUUCUUUAGCUUCUGGGUGUCGGCUCAUUUGUAUCCCUUUGACAAGGGUUUGAUGGGCAGGAGAGGGAAGACACCCACAAUUGUCUUUGUUUGGUCCGGUCUCAUUGCAAUCACACUUUCCUUGCUUUGGAUUGCCAUUAAUCCUUCUACAGGUAGCGUAGACAAGCUGACGGUGUGGGAGGUAGUACUUCUGAAUUCCCUUGAGCAGAACAGAAAGGUCAAGUUUUACGGUUAUUGUUUCGUGAGGAAAAAGGAGACACUUGUAUACUUUCCAGAAGAAGAGAACCAACAAUCUAAGUUGAUGCGAGUGGAAAUUCAACCAGAUUGCAAACGAGGAAAGUGUAGAUGAUUUUACCGCUGUAUUCCAUAAAUUUCGAAUGGAUGUACAUUAGACAGGUAAAACGACGAAGGGUUUUUUUUCUUUUUUUUCGGACAAAAGUACAGAAAAGUGAUAAAGUACGAACAGACUUUCUGGUGGAUAAUUUGAGGAAUAACCAGUCGAUUUAAGUUCAUAGAAAUGUUAAAUGGUAAUUAUUAUAUUUUUGUAAACAGAAAUGAUAAACAUUCUCUACA
This is a messenger RNA of Durio zibethinus, 3871 nucleotides long. Lineage: Eukaryota; Viridiplantae; Streptophyta; Magnoliopsida; Malvales; Malvaceae. The record is from RefSeq and is a predicted model, not a curated record.